Sabethes cyaneus is the source of this 737-nucleotide messenger RNA. RefSeq names its product antifreeze protein Maxi-like. Bases 276 to 737 code for a protein of 153 amino acids. The transcript has a single exon. NCBI's taxonomy places the organism in Eukaryota, Metazoa, Arthropoda, Insecta, Diptera, Culicidae. The record is from RefSeq and is a predicted model, not a curated record.
AAUUGGGGUGGGGGGUACAGCAGCAGUGCCCUCAGAGCACAGUAGUAUCCGAUUCGAUAACAAGCAGUAGCAAUAUAACCAGUAGCAGUAUUCAACUCUCCACCGGCGGAGGUAGCAGCAGCAACAGCAGCAGCAGCGCCUCUUGGAACUUAACGCCCACGUCGCCGUCAGCCAACGUUAAGAAACCGGCUAACGCCUCUGGAACGCCGGUUUCGUCCGCGGCCAUUGUCAGCAGCAGCAGUGGCGGAAGCAGCUUUCCUUCACCGAACAAUCCGAUGAAUUUCGACAAAAAAGCUCUCUCAUCAUGUCGCUAUCAGCAGGAAAAGGCUGACUAUUACCAAGAUGCUUCCAGUCGAAUGCUAGCGCAAGCAUCAUCGUCGGCAUAUUCGUUCCAAGAAUCGGCAUUUGCUGCAGCUGCUGCAGCAGCCGCUGCCCAGCAGCAACAGCAACAAGCCCAGCAGGCCCAACAGGCCGCUGUCGCUGCUGCAGCCGCCCAACAAGCAGCAGCCGCUGCGGCUGCCGCCCAGCAGCUUUCGGCAGCCAGUAACGCGGCUAUCUUUUCACCACAUUUUGCUACCGGUUCUUAUGCCACUGGUUCCAUGUCAGUCGGAUCGUAUGACAGCUCUGCUGCUACAGCUGCUCGUUCUUGUGCUCUGCCAUCGCCCACCAUAUAUCCACCAACCCCCCCACCCUCAGCACCAUGGAUCCAUCCCUGGUAUAGCGGCGAUACCUUUUAG